CACACAUACCUUUCUGCCAGCAACACAGAGGAAAAUGGCUGACAUACUGUAUCUGUUAGGAUCCCGUCAGGAUUUGUUUGGUUUAUGAUCCCUCUUAUGAUUUGGCGUAGGGUCAUCGAUAUAUCUUUGGCAAUACUAAGGUGUUUUCACAACUAUCAUGGCCACCUUUGACGACAACGGGACCAUCCUAUUAAAUUACAGUGCCUUCUACUGUCGCUUCCAAGAGGAUUUCAAAUAUAUUCUCCUUCCUGUCAGCUAUGCCCUGGUCUUUGUGAUUGGCCUUGCGCUGAACGCCAUGGCGCUGUAUGUGAUUGUAUUCCGUACCAAGCGCUGGACCCCAUCCACCAUCUACAUGUUCAACCUGACGAUGUGUGACACACUCUACGUCCUCACUCUGCCCUUCCUCAUCUACUACUACGCCGAUGAGAACGACUGGCCUUUCAGUGAACCAGUCUGCAAGCUCAUACGCUUCUUGUUUUAUACCAACUUAUAUGGUUCCAUUCUGUUCCUGUGCUGUAUCAGUCUGCAUCGCUUCAUUGGUAUCUGCUAUCCAGUCCGCUCCCUCAACUGGGUCAGCGCUCGUCGAGCCAGGCUGGUGUCUGUAGCAGUGUGGGCCUUUGUUUUAUUCUGCCAGGCACCUAUUCUCUUCUUCUCAAGAACUAGGAAUACUGACGGUGAGCGGCAGGUCUGCUAUGACACCACCAGCCCAGAGCUUUUUGAUGACUUUUUGGUGUACAGCUCAGUCGUGUCAGUGCUCAUGUUUGCCUUGCCCUUCAUGGUGUUGAUGGUAUGCUAUGGCCUCAUGGUGCGGAAGCUUCUGGAGCCUGGCUGGGGGUCUGAAGGGAGCGAGAGGGGCGGCCUGUCAGCCCAACGUUCCAAGCAGAAAUCAGUGAAGAUGAUCAUCAUUGUGCUGGCAGUGUUCAUGCUCUGUUUCCUGCCUUUCCACCUCACCAGGAGUCUUUAUUACUCCUUUAGAUACCUAAGGCAGGUCAAUCCAGAACAGAUCAGCUGUAGGCUGCUGGAGGCCUCCAGUGUGGCUUACAAGGUGACCCGACCUUUCGCCAGCGCCAACAGCUGUGUGGACCCCAUCCUUUACUUCCUGGCUGGGCAGGACGCCCGCAGCAACCUCACCAAGAAAAUCAAGUCAUCCUUAAUGCAACCAACAAGUGUGAGCCAUCGCUCGACUACAAAACUCUGAGCUAAUAACUGAAACUAUCUAAGUAAAAAUGUAAAAGGUUGUGGGGACAAGAUUUGACAUCUCGUAUACUGACACUGACAAAGGCUACAUUCAGAUUUCCAUCAAUAACCAGAAGAAAGUUAUUAUGACUGAAGUUUCUAAAAAAACAAUUAAUCAUAAAGUGCAUCCUUGACUGAAGGCAUUAGAGGCUAGUAAAACAUUUCUACAGAUCAUAUUUUUUUUUUAAUGUUUGAAAAGCUAUAAUGAAUGGAGAGAGCUGAACUAAAUGGUGCACCACAGCUGUUGUUUUUGUUAAUGAUUCUACUGGCUAUCCCUGGUGUUUGUGUGUUUAGUUUAGAAACCAGGGUGUUUUCCUCAGCUCACCUUUCUCUGAGCCACAUA
This is a messenger RNA of Plectropomus leopardus (leopard coralgrouper), 1579 nucleotides long. RefSeq names its product purinergic receptor P2Y2, tandem duplicate 1 (gene p2ry2.1). The record is from RefSeq and is a predicted model, not a curated record. Gene Ontology annotation, molecular function: A1 adenosine receptor binding; G protein-coupled UTP receptor activity. Gene Ontology annotation, biological process: G protein-coupled receptor signaling pathway. Lineage: Eukaryota; Metazoa; Chordata; Actinopteri; Perciformes; Serranidae. Gene Ontology annotation, cellular component: plasma membrane.